AUGGUUGCGAGCAACUCUCAAGUGCAACAGCAACAACAAGCUCCCGCCUACACGGGCGAUUUCCUGUGGGUCAACCAUGAUCAGAAGAGCAGGAAGGCUUUGCCACAUCGCAAAAGAGUCUUUGGCCACGUCCAACGAAGCUAUCGCAAAUGGAAGAGGAUCCGCGAUAACCAACAGUUGCAAGCGUCCAUUCAGCUGCCUGGAACAAGGUCGAUCUCCCAACAACCUCGUCCCAUUGCUGGCAAUGAAGCACAAACCGAGUCGAAUACACUUGCUCCUCUUGAGCAUGGUGAUGAUCCAGCUCCGUCCGACCUUCCUAGUCCCCUUACACUCAUUCGUCACGGCAACUCGGAUCCUUUCUCUUGUUUCUCCUUCUCCAUCACUCCGCGCGUGAACGAGGUCAUAUCAUUCAUCCGAGACAUUCAGCUGCCGACGCUAUACUACUCUCCCUACUUCCGCGAGGCAAGCCGCUUCCCCUCGACACGUUCAGAUGUCACCAAAUCGCCCAUGGGAUGGAUCUCCACACCGGCGGCCGUUCAGUCGUGGAAGCACAUCGUCCAAGGACUGCACGAUCAGUGCACGGCGCUCGCUUGUCUAAGCACAUACCUGGCCAUGAUGGUGACUUGUGGUAUCAAAGAGACGGGCUACAUGAAAUACAGCCUGGAACUGCGAAAUACCAGCUCGAAAAUGCUCAGACAGAGCAUCCUUCGGAGUGAUCCCAUGCACCAGGGCCCACUGGCCAAGAUGACUCUUCUUCAACAAGUCUUCUGGCACUUCUACGCCGAGGCUUCGGCAAGAAAUCUUGACGCUGCCCUGGUGCAUGGACAAAUGCUGAGGAAAUUGAUGGACGAGAGUCCGGGGGCUGUAACUCCGCAUUUCUUCAUGCUGGCAAUGUUUGUCGACAUCCACUUGAGUUCGGCUCAUCGUAGGAAACCUAUCUUUGAGUACGAGACGUUUGGGCCAAAGGUAUACAAGGCCAUGUGGGAUGGAGUCGACCCAUAUAUCUUCCUGCUCGCGGGGAAAGAAACCAUUCCAGAAGCCACAGACGGUGUAACUGCAGCCACGCCUUUGGACAUGGUGGUAUCGAUGGAACCCCUUCGGAGCCUCCUCAUCCGUCGACGACAGGCCAUCGCGUUGGCAAAGUUGAUCGCUCAGGCCGAGGGCCCUAGCAUUAAUACCACAGCCAUCUUCUUUUGGGUGGCAUCCCAUGCGUAUAUUGACGAGGGGUUCUUCACGAAUUACUAUUUUGACCAGGUCAAGGGGACUUCGAUCAGCUUAAGCAGUGUUCUCUCCGUGUCCACCACCACGAGUAUUGCGGAAAUCUCAGAUGCAAUGCCACAGUCCGAAUGCAGCCGCUUGACGGAAGCCGCAGUUGCAAUGGCAGCACUCUACCUCAUGCGAGUGCUAGGUCUCUUUGACAUGUGGAUCAAUGGCCAGAAUUUCUACGAUCCCGCAGCAUCGCGUGAGACUCUUCUGUUCGACGCUCUUACCGCCGCGUUUCGAGUAGGCAGUCCUCAGGAGCUGCUCAUCCACGCGAACGCACAUUUAUGGUGUCUAUUCGUGGGCGCGAUAGCGGAGUGGCAAAGCGUUCUUCCAGGGAGUGCUGGCAGGAGACGAGGGAGUUAUGGAUCAAGAGCACUGCUUUCUGGGGCGGAAGGGUCUCAUCUGCAGAGAGUUGAUAGCGGCUUCGCCGAGGAUGUAGCUCACAUUGAAGGGGAAGAUGAAGACGCGUCGACCAUGCUGUUCAACACUCUUUUUGCAAGACAAGCGCGAAUGAUGAGCCUCCUAAGUUGGGAGCAGGUGGUUCCCGUUCUGAAGAUGUUUGCAUAUGGAGACUUCUUACAGCCACAUGGCAGCCGGUGGUUCUGGAGAAGUAUGGGGGCACAUUUGGAUGAGUUGAAGCAUGGUCAUUGA
Messenger RNA from Fonsecaea monophora, 1914 nucleotides. RefSeq lists its product as hypothetical. Lineage: Eukaryota; Fungi; Ascomycota; Eurotiomycetes; Chaetothyriales; Herpotrichiellaceae. The record is from RefSeq and is a predicted model, not a curated record. Bases 1 to 1914 code for a protein of 637 amino acids. The transcript is spliced from 2 exons.